Molecule: messenger RNA, 1488 nt
Organism: Knipowitschia caucasica
Lineage: Eukaryota; Metazoa; Chordata; Actinopteri; Gobiiformes; Gobiidae
Source: the annotation of a GenBank genome assembly
AUGUCUUUCUCACAGUUUGGAUAUCCUUACAAUGCAACGUCACAGUUUUUCGUGUCCGCAAACCCCGGUACGACUUGCUGCGAUGCUAUUUCCAAGUCUGUCUCUGACGGGACAGGCGCGUCCCAAACCGCUGCAGCCGCGUCCUUCUGCUGCCCCUCGUACAGCCGCACGGAGCUCAACACGGCGCUGGGGGUCUACAGCUCCCCGUACGCAGCCGCUGCAGCCGCCAGCCAGACCUAUGCCAACUACUUCCCCUACAGCCCCGAUCCAUCCGCCAUCUACUCCUCUCUGACGCCACAGUAUGACAUCAAGGACAGCACAGGCGCCUUACACUCUGGAAUUGCUCAGACGGCAGCUUACUAUCCUUAUGACCACUCACUCGGACAGUAUCAGUAUGACAGGUAUGGGACAGUAGACUUCAAUGGGACAGCCAGAAGAAAGAAUGCCACUCGGGAAACAACCAGCACUUUAAAAACAUGGCUCUAUGAGCACCGCAAGAACCCUUACCCCACUAAGGGAGAGAAAAUCAUGCUCGCCAUCAUCACCAAAAUGACACUUACACAAGUGUCCACCUGGUUUGCCAACGCCAGGAGGAGACUCAAGAAGGAGAACAAGAUGACGUGGUCCCCUAAGAAUAAAGCCGGAGAAGACAGGAAGGACGAACUUGACAAAAAUGACCACGACUGUGUAACCAAAGAAACAGCUGAUUGCAAAGAGGGGAAGGACUUGCAGUUGAGCGACCUGGACGACCUGGAGGAUGAAGACUGUGAUAAACUUGACAGUGACUGUGAAAAAGCCACUGGAGAUGAUGCCGACCUACAGCAGGCCCUGACCAUCUCUGGGAGCCUCCAAAAACGGGACUCGGAACUUAACCUGAGUUUAUCAAACACUUUCCAGCCUUCAUUUUCCUGUCCCAUAAAGAGCUCUCUUCCUCCCCUCAUGACCAGCUACCCUGACCCAGUGGUCUCUCGGUCUUCCAGUCCAAUGGGAACUCUGUCGCACUUUGAAUCUUCAGACAAACCCAGGAUCUGGUCCCUGGCUCGAACAGCAGCAUUGGGGGUCAUUCUGAGUCCGCAGCAACAGCCUCCGCAUGGCUCAGAGCUGAGAACGGGGUCAUCCUGUCAGCUGCAGGGCGCCAGGCUUCCUGUAUCUCCUAAUGGACAGUGUGCUGGAAUAAGGGGCCUUAAUCAUGAAAACUCAAACCCUGAAAACUCUUUCUCCUCUGAAAGUUCUCUGCACCCAAAAGUGUAUGGAGCUGGGAGCUACAGUCACAAAAGCAUCCAUCUGCACUGUUCGUCCUACACUGGGUUGACGGAUACGUAUCCAUACACGACCACAAUCGAAGGAUUCCCAAGUGGAAAAGCUCAAACCCCGUCCCCUGACCUCAGCCAGGCAUGUGCGACCUUAGCAGAUGACAAGGUGACUGCGUUCAGACCCGUGAUGAAGAGAUCAACCCACCUCGAUACGCAGAUUUUUAAUAUGCACUAA